This is a messenger RNA of Cynara cardunculus var. scolymus (artichoke), 1536 nucleotides long. RefSeq names its product isocitrate dehydrogenase [NADP]. Gene Ontology annotation, cellular component: mitochondrion. The record is from RefSeq and is a predicted model, not a curated record. Gene Ontology annotation, molecular function: isocitrate dehydrogenase (NADP+) activity; NAD binding; magnesium ion binding. Gene Ontology annotation, biological process: isocitrate metabolic process. The transcript has 16 exons. Lineage: Eukaryota; Viridiplantae; Streptophyta; Magnoliopsida; Asterales; Asteraceae. The coding region runs from base 64 to 1314 and encodes 416 amino acids.
ACUGUCGUCUCGCUCUUUCUCACUUACCAUUUCUCUCACACACAGCUCUCCCGAUCGUCGGAAAUGGCUUUCGAUAAGAUCAAGGUUACAAACCCCAUCGUUGAGAUGGACGGAGACGAAAUGACUCGCAUCUUUUGGCAAUCGAUAAAAGAUAAGCUCAUCUUUCCCUUCGUAGAUCUAGACAUAAAGUAUUAUGACCUUGGCCUUCCUAAUCGUGAUGCGACUGAUGAUAAAGUCACCAUAGAAAGUGCCGAAGCGACCCUCAAGUACAAUGUUGCAAUUAAGUGUGCCACCAUUACUCCAGAUGAGGCUCGAAUGAAGGAGUUUACCUUGAAAAGCAUGUGGAAGAGUCCGAAUGGGACAAUCAGGAAUAUAUUGAACGGCACCGUUUUUAGAGAACCAAUUCUUUGCAAAAACAUCCCCAAGCUAAUUCCAGGAUGGACAAAGCCGAUAUGCAUCGGAAGGCAUGCAUUUGGUGAUCAGUACAAAGCUACUGAUGCAGUUAUUAAAGGACCUGGGAAGCUGAAGAUGGUGUUUGUUCCUGAAGGAGAAGGUGAAAAGACGGAGUUGGAGGUUUACAACUUCACUGGUGCUGGAGGGGUAGCUUUGUCAAUGUACAACACUGACGAGUCCAUUCGUGCUUUUGCUGAGGCCUCAAUGAACACAGCUUAUGAGAAAAAGUGGCCACUCUAUCUUAGCACAAAGAAUACCAUUCUUAAGAAAUAUGAUGGAAGAUUCAAGGACAUAUUUCAAGAAGUCUAUGAGAGCAACUGGAAGUCAAAGUUUGAGGCUGCUGGGAUAUGGUAUGAACACCGUCUCAUUGAUGAUAUGGUUGCUUAUGCUCUUAAGAGUGAUGGAGGUUACGUAUGGGCAUGCAAAAACUAUGAUGGUGAUGUGCAAAGUGAUAUGUUAGCACAAGGGUUCGGAUCUCUUGGAUUGAUGACAUCAGUCUUGGUGUGUCCUGAUGGGAAGACCAUUGAAGCUGAGGCAGCCCAUGGCACUGUAACGCGUCACUACAGGGUGCACCAAAAGGGAGGGGAAACCAGCACAAAUAGCAUAGCCUCAAUCUUUGCUUGGACACGGGGGCUCGCCCACAGGGCAAAGUUAGACAACAACUCUAAGCUUUUGGAAUUCACUGAGAAGCUGGAAGCAGCAUGUAUUGGAACUGUUGAAUCUGGGAAAAUGACAAAGGAUCUUGCACUCAUUAUUCAUGGAUCCAAGCUGAGUAGGGAGCACUAUUUGAACACGGAAGAAUUUAUCGACUCUGUAGCAAGCGAGCUGAAAGCAAGACUUGUGGGCAAAUCAUCACUGUAAGGUGACAGUUGAGAGUAAUGGUACAUGAGGAAGAUUUAUGUGGUAUGGUUGUGUUUAAUCGUCCUUCAUUUGUGUACUCUUAUCUAUUUCUGGAAUUAGGUUCUUUGUUUGAUUGAAUUCAGGAAAGCUACACAUAGACAUCACCAUGGUUAUGCUUAUGGUCAUUUGAAGGAUUUGUUUCAUAUUUUUAUCAAAGGGACCUAGUUUCAUCAAUUUCAGUCU